This is a messenger RNA of Ficedula albicollis (Collared flycatcher), 1384 nucleotides long. RefSeq lists its product as uncharacterized. NCBI's taxonomy places the organism in Eukaryota, Metazoa, Chordata, Aves, Passeriformes, Muscicapidae. The record is from RefSeq and is a predicted model, not a curated record. Gene Ontology annotation, molecular function: protein binding. Bases 4 to 948 code for a protein of 314 amino acids. The transcript is spliced from 8 exons.
CCCAUGGAGAUCAAAUGUGUGACAUCAAAGCCAAGAGAAAGUUCUGUGAUUCCUCAUAGUGGCUGGAUAGUGAGGAAUGCCACAGACACCUGGCACCGUAUGGAAAAGAACUUGACCUGUGUGGAGGUCCUCCAGGUUGUCCCUGAGACCCUGAAGAUUUCAAGCACCAGCAUCAAACUGAACUGGACCUGCAUGCUCCCUGACAUGUGCCAGAAUAUUCGGGCCAGGUGCCGGCUGGAGCGGCGUUCCUCCCCAAACUGUGAGGCUGAGGAGGUGAAGGGAGAGGAGAUACUACAAGGCCAGGAGGGAACUUUCAUCUGCUCCCCUCUGCAGCCCUUCACUGUCUACAGUGUCACCAUCUCCCUGCUGCCUAGCACAAUCUUGUACACACGGCUCCUCAGCACAAAGGAAAUGGUGCCAGACAAACUGGAGAAGCUGUGGAUGGAUGUCAGCACGGGGUCCCUGAGGUGGAAGGCACUGCCCUCCUGCAAAGGGGAGAUCACUGGAUACCAGCUGAACAUCACCACCAUGAGAGCAGCGGACGGCAGCUUCCUCGAAUUCAGUCAGGUGUUGGUGAACCAGUCUGUCUUUGAGUAUGUGCCACCUCAUCAGACAGCUGGCAGCAAAUACCUGGUGACAGUGCAGGGCCUGACGGCAGCUGGGGCUGGGGCUGCAUCACAGCUGGAAUUCCAAACCUACGUCCAGGUUUCAGGGCAGCCUCCAGGCCCUUGGCCUGUGUCAGCAGUCAUUGUAGUGGUGCUGGUGGUGGUGCUGUUGAUCCCCUUGUCUGCUGGGAUCCUCUGGUUCGUGUUCUACAGAAAAAGGAAGGCCUUGCCCAGCACGGCCGAGGAGGAUCACUACACAGAGCUCCAGCCAUAUGAGAAUGGGGAUAAUUACUGCGUGAUCAAGACUUUUCUUGAGAAAGAUGCAGGAGAGCCAGAGCAGUGAGGAAGAAGAGCAGCUGGAGUAGACAUCUGAGGCUCAGUGGUGAUGGCACUUCCCUUCUCGAGGCUUGGUCUUCCACCAGCAGAAGCAGUGAAUCAUCUCACGCGUUAUUGCUUCCCCCCAGAUUUUCUCCUUCAUCAGACUCCAGAAUCCUCUGUCACAGCACAGGAGCAGCCCAAGGCAUGGGAUGACCUGCUUGUGCCAGCAAGAAUAUGUCCUGGUAGUUCUGCAGUGCUCUGCCAUAGCCAUCUCACCAGCACCUUAGUGCCUGCAAAUGUCCUCUGAGAAUGAAGGAGCUCACAACUCCUCUUUUCACCCUGUGUCGUUGUAUCCAUCUAGACCCUGUCCUCUGCAUGAGUUUAGCCUAGCUGUGCUGCCCUGGCCACUGUGCUGCUGUGUCUGAAACAACCAAUAAAUUGUUCUGGUUUGCAGGGGCUGC